Messenger RNA from Glycine soja, 736 nucleotides. RefSeq names its product protein NOI4-like. The transcript has 3 exons. The coding region runs from base 156 to 395 and encodes 79 amino acids. The record is from RefSeq and is a predicted model, not a curated record. NCBI's taxonomy places the organism in Eukaryota, Viridiplantae, Streptophyta, Magnoliopsida, Fabales, Fabaceae.
AUCGUCAUCACGCACUUUUUCUCUCUAACACUUUCACACUCUUUCUCUCUCUCUCUCUCUCUCUCUCAGAAUUUUCUCCUCUCUCCGAUUCCUUUUAUUAAUUGGAGUUUUCUCGCUCCUUUUUCUUUCCCUGAAAACAUUUCAUCUUCGUAUUGAUGUCGGAAAAGGGUCGGCCACUUCCCAAAUUUGGUGAAUGGGAUGUCAAUGAUCCAGCCUCAGCUGAGGGGUUCACGGUGAUUUUUAAUAAGGCCAGGGAUGAGAAAAAGACAGGUGGCAACCCAGAGUCACCAGGAAAGACUGCUACUGAUCCUCAUAGCAAACCUGCAGUAGAGCCUGGCAAAACUCAGACUAAAAAAUGGUUUUGCUGCAUGCAAAACCCUUCUGCCGAAUCAUAGCAUAGCAAUGGUUGCUCCUGUGAAAAGCCUGAACAGAAGAACAAUGUUUAUGUGUAACUAGCGUCACAGUAUUUUCUCAAAGAUAAGAGCUGUAGAGCCAUAAGCGAAUUCUACGGAAUUUAUAUUAUGUGAUGUAAAAGUGAGCUGCAAUGGGGGAAAGAAAAGAAGACAGACUAUUAUUUAUGUGUGUGUAUCAAUGUUGUGGUUUAUUAUUAGGAGCCAGGGUUGCUUCCUGUUUUGCCUUGUCUUGCGCUAUGAGCUAGAGCGUUGCUUGUCACAUUGUAUUGCUUGUAUUAUGAAACAAAUCCUAUUUUAUGAACCCAUUUUAUUCCUUCCUUUUA